AUGUACGCAAGAUCUAUUGGUAUAAGGUUACCCAGAUCCGGAUUUUCAAUCCCUAGAUCAUUCCACCAAUCCACUAGCUUGUUAAAGGCUCCAAGAACAGGAUAUAAUUCUGCUGAUUCAACCGUCAAUACUGAUGAUAUCUUGACUGAAAAUAACCCAUGGUCCCCUACAUUAUAUGAAGAUAAGGUCUACAUCCAUCACAAACGGUCUCUUAGAUCAGUGGCCCUUCCUUCAAACUACAGACUUUCUUACCAACCAUUAUAUGAAGCUCCAGCGGCUAAAUACGUUGGUAUAUUGAAAAGAAUUACUCUUAGUUUUGCAGUUUUAGGUGCUUAUGGUGCCAAAUUAUUCUAUGAUUCUCCACAUUUUGAUGAUAUUUAUGCUGCCUUGGUUUUCGGCUCUUGUAUGGUUCCAGCUUUAAUUGUUGAACAUAAAACUCAACAUUAUGUGACAAGAAUAUUCCGGUUAUAUAACAAAGAUAAGCCACAAACUUUAGAAAAUUUACUUGAAGAUGAGAGUUUAAUUAUGGAAAAAUUGAAUUGGACUGGUGGUAAAACUUUCAAUCAUUUAUUGAAAAUUUCAAAUAAUGAUACUCUUAAAUUGGAAGGUCCACCUAAACAUCCUCUCACGGCCCAAUAUUCAACUUGGAGGGACAUUGACCCACAUUCAGGGGUACCUCGUCAAUACUAUGUUGCCGACAAUGUUGGUGGGUUGAAAAUGGAUAGAUUAUGGGGGAUUGUAGAACACAAUAGUUCAGUUGAUAAUGGGAGAUACAUGGAACCACCCAAAUCAGAAUAA
Molecule: messenger RNA, 798 nt
Organism: [Candida] anglica
Lineage: Eukaryota; Fungi; Ascomycota; Pichiomycetes; Serinales; Debaryomycetaceae
Source: the annotation of a GenBank genome assembly